AUGCCUGAAAAACUGGGUGUGUACGCUGCGCCAAAAUCGCAUUCAUUUAUUAUUAUUAUUGCUCGAAUUCAUUAUUUAGGUAAACUUCAAAAAAUAUCGUAUUCAGAUACAAAAAUUAUUGGAUGUUCAAAUUGGUUUCAAUUAUUAGCGGAUCUAAAACAAAAAGCUAGUUUAUCAAUGAUCAGUGAAUAUUGUAAAAAACGUCUCGUUGAAUUUACUCCAAUACAAUUGAAAAAAAAGGGCAGCGUGCUGAUUACUCGAGGUAAGUUACAUAAACAACACGAAGAAAAAAUGCGGUAUCUUCGUCUUGAUGCACAUAAUUUGUACUUUAUAUAUAGAAGAAUAUAUCGCGAUCUGAUGUUAAAAAAUGUUAACUUAAUAAAACAGUGGCAUGCGUUAAGUUCACAGUUGUGUUUGAAAAUGAGUAAAAAACAAAAGCAAAUGGUAAUUGAUGACAAUAGUGGUGAAGAAAUAGAAAACGAAGAGAGCGAUAAUUAUCCUCGAACUGUAUUAGAGAAAUUUGCUCAAUGGACAGCAAAAAAACAUGCUGAAGAACAGUAUGAGCAAGAGAAUACCGUUAAACUGAGUAAACAAAAGCAAAUGGAGAUCGAUCACAACAGUAGUGAAGAAAUGGAAACUGAAGAGACCUAUCCUCGAAGUGUCUUAGAGAAACUGACUGAACAGGCGGCAAAGAAACGUGAAGAGCAGUAUGAACAAGAGAAUACCAUUAAAUAUAGUCCAAAAAAAUGUGAUAUAUUCGUAUGUAAUUUGCCGUGGAUGGUACGUGUGGCUGAUGUUCGAAAAAAAUUUCGUACCUAUGGACAUGUCCAAGUUCUUAUGAUGAGCCUGGAGGAAAAGCAUCAUCAAAAUUUUGAAGAAGAAGAAUUCUCUGGAAUGGCAUUCAUGACAUUCAGACAGAAAGACAGUAUCGAACGGCUUAUGAAUGAUCAUCGAAACAAUCCAAUUAAAAUGGGUGAUAGAAUAUUAAAACUCAAACGAUGGUUAAACAAAGACUAUAAAAUUGAAGAUAGUUUAAUUGUGUCCAAUCAGAUAACUGUAUAUUUUAAUCAUACUGUUUCAAAUGAACAAAUUGAAAAUAUCUUUAAGCAAUUUGGUCGAAUUAAAGCGAUUUGUUAUAAUAAGAAAUUGUUGACAGCUGAUGUUACGUUUGCUUAUUAUGAUUCAGUAGAUCGCGUUUUAUUAUGCUUGCCACUCGAUCCAUUUCAUGUUAAACAUACCGAAAAAAAAAUUGAUUUAUAUUGCAAAGAUGAUCAACGAUAUAUAGAUUUAAGAACCGCUAUUCAAUAUGCGAAGGAGACAAGACGCAUAAAGAGAAGAAGAACAUGA
This is a messenger RNA of Didymodactylos carnosus, 1347 nucleotides long. The record is from the annotation of a GenBank genome assembly. Lineage: Eukaryota; Metazoa; Rotifera; Eurotatoria; Philodinida; Philodinidae.